AGCGUCGAAGUAGCGGCACUCAAACCCGAGCUCUUGAGAAAAGAAAUAGAGUUCCUCAAGCUUCAGAAGACGCUACUAGAAAAAGAAAAUUCGAUGGCAAGUACAAGCAAAGGGAAAAGCGACGAUAUACCCUUGAAACCCUGAAGGAAAUAAUUCCAAUUUACGACGGCGGAGACGGUUUCAAGGUUUGGUACAACCAAAUAUUGCGCUAUCGCGAAAUGUUCAAAACUAGCGAUACCAUGUUGGGCGUCACUGUCCAUCUUAAAUUGAAAGGUGCUGACCUGGCAUGGUACAACGCAAAAACAACGUUCCCUAAAAGUGUAGAUGAGCUACUUGGCGAAAUGAAAGCCGUUUUUGCGUCCGGAGAUAACAAACUUGAACGCCGGCGCAAAUUCGAGAAACGAUGCUGGGUACCGGAAGAAAGUUUUGCCAACUACUUUAACGAGAAAUGCAUACUAGGCAACGAUCUUAACCUAAGCGACGAAGAGUUAGCCGACUACCUGAUGGAAGGAAUACCUGAUAGACAGCUGCAAAACCAAGCGAGGUUACAAAACUUCACGUCAGCCAACGAAGUUGUUAAAGCUUUUCGCUCCAUUACGCUGCCGGAACGCCCGACGGAAAGACCACAUACCAGCCAACGGAUGAGAUGCUAUAAUUGUAACUGCUCCGGCCACUACGCCAAAGAAUGCAGAAAGGCAAAACGUGAACCAGGAUCCUGCUUCGCUUGUGAAGCAAAAGGCUACUACGCUACGGAGUGCAAGGAGUACAAGAAAACAAAAAAUAAUUUCAAUGUUUAGUGGACUCGGGCAGUCCAGUUAGUUUGAUAAACGAAGUUGUGGUACCAGCAGGAGUGCAGUUAGAACGAGUUACAGAAUCAUAC
Rhagoletis zephyria (snowberry fruit fly) is the source of this 880-nucleotide messenger RNA. RefSeq lists its product as uncharacterized. The record is from RefSeq and is a predicted model, not a curated record. Lineage: Eukaryota; Metazoa; Arthropoda; Insecta; Diptera; Tephritidae. Gene Ontology annotation, molecular function: zinc ion binding; nucleic acid binding.